GUUGCUUUAUACCCGCACAUGAACAUUGAAGAGGUUAAGAUGAAGGUAGUCGAGGUUACUGGAUCAUAUAUAAACGUUCUCUGUACUCUGGUAGGGUUGCUGCUGUCAUACUUGAAUGUUCGCCUCCAUGAUGAGGACGAUGAGGCACCAUUAUUCGAAGUCGAAGCUGUUGAGGUUUUGGUGGCGUCAUGCUUGACGCCACUGUUGUUGCCACCAAUAUUGUUGUUUGUAUUUGGUUCGGCCUUCUUAACAGCAACAUGAUGAGAAACGAACCCUGAGGCGGCAACAAAGUGCGAUACCGCAAUAGCUGACGAUGGAGCAGUCGUUGUUGCUGUUACUACUUUUGUGCUCGAGCUUGUCAUGGUAUAGUGGUUGUCUUCUAUUUCCUCUUGUUCUUGUGUCUUUUCGUUUCGCUGUUUCUUUGACACUUGAAUAUCAUGCUGUAAAGGGCUGCCAGAAGGCUCUUUGCGUUUCCCUGUGGAGUAUGAUACCGUAGUAGUUGAUGAUGAGGUAGCCAGCAUUGUUAUUGUGGUGCUUGUCAUGUUAUAUUGGUUAUCUUCUAUUUCUUCUUCUCCCUGUGUCUUUUCAUUUCGUUGUCUCUUUGAGCUUUGAAUGUCACGCAGAGUAGGGCUGCCAGAAGGUUCUUUGCGUUUACCAAUGGAAUGCAUUUUUUUUUUCUGAAUGAACUAUUGGGAAUUCAGUUGGUAGAGAAAGGAAAAG
Messenger RNA from Lobosporangium transversale, 720 nucleotides. RefSeq lists its product as hypothetical. The coding region runs from base 19 to 261 and encodes 80 amino acids. The transcript has a single exon. The record is from RefSeq and is a predicted model, not a curated record. NCBI's taxonomy places the organism in Eukaryota, Fungi, Mortierellomycota, Mortierellomycetes, Mortierellales, Mortierellaceae.